GACGUCCGCCCCGCGUGCCUGUAAGCCCGCCUUGUGCGGCAUAGCUCCGGUGCUCCUUUCUUCGCGCCGCGGCCCGACAACGAGAUCUUUUACGACCGCUGCCGGGCGCUGGCUGGGAAUCUUGAUCCUUGGUUUUUCUUUGUUGGCUGCAGGGCAGCCAGAGCAGGGCCACACCGACUUCGCCUCUUUGGUUGGACCAUUGGGACGAGUCUUCCUUGUCGGUGCUUGGGGUCUUCAAUCUCUGAGUUGGAAGCAGGUUGAGUGGAGAGUUGGUGCCAGGGCUUUCUGCCCCGCACCAGCGAGCACUGGAGCCUGCCUUCGGGAGAUCCAGACCGACGAGGCGGACAUGGCAACGCCAGCUGAGAUGGCGCAGGCAGCUUCGGCUGCACAGGGUGCAGCGGCCCAACAGGAGGCCGUGGUCCAGCACAUUGCCGCCACGACGGCGGAACAGGUGGCAGCCAAUGCCACGCAGCAACGGCGAAGCGAGCAGCUUGCUCGACUGGUGCAGCGGCCCGAUAUAUAUAAGCCUGAGACCCGGGACCAGGAGACAGACCAGUGGGUGGAUUGGAGGUUUGCCUUCGUCUCCUACUUGGGGGUCAUCGACAGCAAGUUCGUGGAGGAGCUUGAGUGGGUCGAGGCCCAGUCCAGCGAGGAGAAGCUCAUGGAGAAGAUGGACAGCGACACGCAGAUGCGUUCUCGCGAGCUCUACGCCAUCCUCCUGAGCUUCGUCAGGAACCGGCCAGCCAAGAUGGUGCGCGCCGUCACGCGCAGCAAUGGCUACGAGGCAUGGCGGCAGCUGCUUGUUGAGAUGAUGCCCAGCAGCAGGCAACGGCAGCUUGCUCUGGCCUCGCAGUUGACGGCGACGAGGCUGGACCCGAAGAGGCCCAUCAACGAGCAGGUCGGGCGCUACGAGGAGCUCAUCCGGGAGUAUGAGCGAGUGUCUGGGAGCAAGUACUCUGAGGACCUGCGCAUCUCCACUUUGGUGGCUGCUGCGCCCCCGGCACUCCAGGCUCAGUUGCACAUGGCGCUUGGGCCCACGACCAGCUACCAGGAGGUCCGAGACAAGAUCCUCCUGUAUGAGAGGUCGACUGCAAGGUGGCACGCAACCUCGAGCCUUGCCAUGCCUUCCCUUCAGGACAGCAACGGCCCAGCUCCAAUGGAAGUCGACCGCGUGGAGAAGGGCAAGAACGGGAAGGGCAAGGGCAAGAAGGGCAAGGUCUAUGAUAUGGCCGACGACGAGGAGGAGCUUGACAUCACCUACUCGGUGCGCGCCGUAACCUUUCUAAAGUAUAAGUGCAAAGGCCCCGCUGCCGAGAACGAGGCCCAGGACGGCAAGCAGUGCGAGAUCAUCCUGGAUUCGGGGGCAGAUGCCUCGAUGGUGCCCCGCUACCUCCUUAGGGAGAAGUGCGUGGUGGGACCAGUGCGGAGUCCUUUGUUGGCUGUUGGGAAGCUGCUUCGUCGGGGGUGGCAGCUUCGGCACGGAAGCGACGAUGGCCAGAAGCAGCUGCAUCUGGAGGAGCCCUUCGGCAGGAAGACGGCGGUGGGCUAUAGGAACCACAGCCUGGUGGUUAAAGGCCACAUUCGGGCGCUCACCGAGAUCCCUCGCUCCUUGCCGCCCCGCGUGCCGAAGAUAGACCUCCCCGCCGAGAUCCUCGAGAAGGUCGGGCAGGAAGGCAUGCAUGAGCUGCCCAACGGCUGGAAGAUGCACUUCAGCGAGGCUGCGACUCUAUUUCUUGAUGGCCGGGACUGGUAUGAUGCUGAUUACUGGUGCUGUCGCACCACUUUUCUUCAGAGCGAAGGGGGCCGAUGGCUCCAAGUGGAGAACAGCGCGGACUACAGCUACGAAGCAAACCCCUUCGGCCGCGUGUCGCAUGUCCCGGUUGCCCGGAUCACGCUCUUCAACAUGACCCCGUUUGAUGUUAGCUGCUUCCCCGACGGCCUCGACCCUAAGGAGUCCGAGCGGUUCAACUACGAGCCUUCCCCGGACCUCUUGCCGGACCCGAACAAUGGAGAAGGCGAAGCCGCACAGGGAGCAGCAGGACCAGAGCCAGCCAAAGCGAGUGCAGCCAAAGACCCCGAGGAUGACGAGACGAUGGGCGCACCCCCAGCAGGCCUCACCCAGGAGGAGCUGGAGGCCUAUGUGGGAACAUGGGCGGCCAAGGCCGUUCAAGACGACAUGGUGCGCGAGCCCACGAGCCUCAUUGCGGUGGACUUGCAGACUCGCAUGGUGCUCUCUGUGCCGGGUCCCGACAAAGGGCCUGGCAUGCUGCGCCAAGCGGCCGAAGAGCUCACUAGGUUUACGGUGAGCCUGCAUGGAGAGGAGACCAUCACCAUGCAGUCGGACGGCGAGCCGGCAGUGAAGGCGCUGGUUCGCAGCACGGCCGCGGCUAGGCAGAGACUUGGACGGCGCACCCACCAGCGCACCACUCCAGUGGGUGUGCAUGAGGCCAAUGGAGCCGCCGAGAGAGCAAUCCAGACGGUCAGGCGGCUUGGGAACACCUUUGUGGAAGCAUUUGAGGUCAAGCGUGGCAAGCUCAGUGUGGGCAGCCAUCUUCGAGUUUGGGUGCAAGGCCACGCGGCAUUUAUAUACAACCGUUUCCACCUGCUCCCUGGCCUCAACAAGACGCCUUUCGAACUGGCGUAUGGUGGCAAGGUGUUCGACCAGAAGCUUUGCGAGUUUGGCGAAGUCGUCUAUGGCAGGGUCAUUCGCAAAUAUAAGGGCGAGGCGCAAUGGCUCAAAGGAGUUUGGUGCGGCAUCAACCCGCACAACGGAGCGCACCGCCUCAUGAGCACCUUUGGCCACUUGGAGUGCAAUGCGGUGAGGCGAGGCACGGCGGAGAUCCAGAUGACGGCCGCCGAGAUAGAGUCAGCUAUGUUUGGGUUGCCGUGGGAGCACGGCGUGGUGGAGAAGCGACGCCAGGCCAGACGGAGAGCCCAGCCGCAGGCGGUUGGAGUGCCUGUUCUUUCUGAUCCUAGUUCUUUGCUUGCACCGCCUACCCCAGCUACACCAAGGGCCGCGUCGACGGGAAUUCCCGCUACUCCUGCGCUCUCUCUCGGAGCGCCCGCCACGCCAGCUGGCCAAGGAGCACAAGCUAGCGCUGGUUAUCAAGAAGGGCCAGGUGACGAGGCAGCCAGCGACCCCACGAGCAGCAGCAGUUCCGAGGAUGAGCUUCUAGCGGCCGCGGAUGCAAGCCCCACGGGCAUGAAGCGCAAAGCCGAGGACAGCACCGCGCCCGCCACAGCAGCAAGGCCGAAGAGCGAGCCAACCAAAGGCGAGAAGCGGAAGCCAGAUGACAGCCCAAGGGCCAGUGGAGGAGACGAUGGGCCCACCAUUAGGGCCAUCGAGACGGUCGAUGCUGAAUGGCACGACGCCGUGGACUAUGACUCCGUUAUGGUCUCGGAGGUCGACCGGGACUUUGAGGACCCCGAGCCGGACGACCUUCCCCCCAGUCUUCCGCAGGAGACCGUCGAUGAGCUGGACGAGGCCGCCGAGAUUGAGGAGAUCGAGCGCCUUGAGAAGAUGGGCGUUCUGCUUCCGGACGAGGGCGAGGAAGCAGAGCAUCUUUCCACCACCUUUGCUAAGGUUUGGAAGAAGGGCGAACAGGGAUGGUUCAGAAGGGCCCGGCUUGUCGCUAGGCAAUACAAGUGGGCCACCCAAAUGGAUGAUGAUGAGACGUUCGCCCCGGCUUCUGUGGCCCCCCUGGGCCGGCUCAUCCCCAUGAUGGCGAUGAGCCGGGGUACUCCAGUGUAUGUUCUUGACGUGAAAGAUGCAUAUUUGACGGUGGACCAACCACCCGAGGAGCCUGUGACGAUCACCUCGCCAGCCUCGUGGUACAAGAGACAUGGGGAGCACAAGCGGUGGAAGCUGGGAAAGGUGCUCCCAGGUCAAAGGCGAGGAGCCCAAGAGUGGUUCAUGAAGUUCAACCGCGACCUCGUUGCCAACAAGCUGGAGUCCAUGGUGGAGGUGCCCACUCUUUAUCGGUCUUUGGAGGACCGGUUCGGGGCCCAGCUGCACGUGGAUGAUAUGUUGUCCACAGGCGACGACUCCGUAGUUGCCCCGCUGCACAAUGACCUCGAGAGCAAGUACACAGUCAAGAUCGCGGGCCCCUACGGUGAGCCUGGAGAUGAGUUUGAGUUCCUCAAGAGGCGCUACUUGGUCGAGGCCGACAGGAGCAUCACGGUGCGGCCGGUGUUGGAGCACCUGGCUGGGUACCUUUGGGGCACCCAGGGCUACGGCAUCAACCUCAGCAUGCGUAAGGGGGAGUCGAUCCUUCGUUGUGAGGGCGAGCCCUCGAGCCAGGAAGGCCGGUCGAGUCCAGGCCACCUCGUGGAGGCAGUCUCUGACUCGAACUUUGCCAACGACCGGACCACCCGCAAGAGCUUGAGUGCAGGCCAGAUCUAUGUUGACAGAGCCUUGGCUUUCUCCUUUGUCAGAGCCCAAAAGGUGGUGACCACAAGCUCUGGAGAGGCAGAGCUGGUGGCGUUGACACAGACAGUUGGGGAGGCCAUUCUGGUGAGAAAAGCAGUGGCUUUCUUGGAAGGCCAAAGGCCCGAGGAAGUCAACCUGGUGGCGCGCACGGACAGCUCAGUUGCCAGGGCCAUUGCUUCUCGCAGUGGCGUUGGCCGGGUGAAGCACCUAGCCACUUCCUGUCUUUGGUUGCAAGGCUGGGUGGCACGCAAGGAGCUGCGAGUGGCAGCCAUACCGACAGAGAUCAACCCCGCAGAUGUUGGAACAAAAGUUUUGUCGGCCAAGAGGUUGCUGCUCUUACUGUUUAUCCUUGGCAUGGUCACAGAUAAUGGUGAGCAAGUCGGGCAGCAAGAGUACAGUGAACGCCGCGAGCG
Molecule: messenger RNA, 4842 nt
Organism: Symbiodinium sp. CCMP2456
Lineage: Eukaryota; Dinophyceae; Suessiales; Symbiodiniaceae
Source: the annotation of a GenBank genome assembly